Cephus cinctus (wheat stem sawfly) is the source of this 5942-nucleotide messenger RNA. It is a transcript of the gene Vg, whose product is annotated as vitellogenin. Gene Ontology annotation, molecular function: lipid carrier activity. NCBI's taxonomy places the organism in Eukaryota, Metazoa, Arthropoda, Insecta, Hymenoptera, Cephidae. The transcript is spliced from 7 exons. Gene Ontology annotation, biological process: lipid transport. The coding region runs from base 121 to 5808 and encodes 1895 amino acids. The record is from RefSeq and is a predicted model, not a curated record.
ACUCGUGCCGGACGUUGUCAGAUCUUAGGUCAGACCAUCAAGCUGACACAGCAGAUGCAUUUUCAUAUAAAAGCUUUUGCAAGCUAGAAAGCAUUCACUCCACAUUUGAAUCUAACCGAUAUGAUGUGGUCUCCUUUGGUACUUUUGCUCCUUGCUGGAGCUGUGACAGCCGACCAGCACUAUGGCUGGAAAAGCGGAAGUGAAUAUCAAUAUAACGUCCAAGGACGUACACUUGCUGCCCUGCAUCAAGUGGCGGAUCAGUAUGCCGGUAUUUCGAUGAAAGCCCGAUUGACCAUUCAGCCUAAAGAUGACAACACACUAAAGGCGAGAAUUUCGAAGGCCCGCUAUGCGCAGAUUCAUACGCAACUUCCUGGAGGAUGGGAUUCCCAGAUUCCGGAGAAGACACUGGAUUACCAGGAGUUCCCGAUAUCCAGCAAGCCUUUCGAAAUUAAAAUGAAGAAUGGUGUGGUCGACGAUCUCAUUGUCAACAAAGACGUCCCCACUUGGGAAGUGAACGUGCUUAAGAGUAUCGUAAGCCAACUUCAAGUCGAUACUCAGGGCGAGAACUUGAUCAAGUCCAGAUACAAUCAGGAACCUGAAGAGGAUCAGCCUAAUGCCGUAUUCAAAACUAUGGAGGAUUCCGUUAGUGGUGAAUGUGAAGUACUCUACGAUAUUUCUCGUCUGCCAGAAUUCAUCUUGCAAAGUAAACCUGAGCUGGUACCGAUUCCCAAUCUUCGUGGUGACGGUGAUAUCAUUGAUAUUGUCAAGACCAAGAACUACAGCAACUGCGAUCAACGUAUGGGAUAUCAUUUUGGUAUUUCUGGAAUGACAGACUGGGAACCCGGCACUAACGAUAACGGAAGAUUCCUUGCUAAAUCAUCUGUGAGCCGUAUCAUCGUCUCUGGUAGUUUGAAACGUUUCACGAUUCAAUCUUCAGUUACGACCAACAAAGUCAUCCUGAGCCCUCAUUUGCAUGACAGUCAAAAUGGAAUGGUCGUGAGUCGUGUGAACUUGACAUUGGAAGAUGUUCAGUCUGUAUCUGAUGCUUUACCAUCACCAUCAAAUGGUGAAUCUACUGGAAAUCUGGUCUACAGUUUCAACAAUGCUUUUUCGGGAAAUGAGAAACGUCGUCCUAACUACAAUAAUGACGACAGCUCAUCCAGUUCUUCAAGUUCCUCCAGCUCUGACUCUGAUAGCAGCUCAAGUUCCAGUUCCAGCAGUUCCAGCGAGGAAGAUCGCAAGCGUGGAAAUAAUAGACGCGCACCUCGUGCUGCACCUUCCCAUGCGAGGGAUUCCAGCUCCAGCUCCAGCUCCAGCUCCAGCUCCAGCUCCAGCUCUAGCUCUAGUUCCAUCUCUAGCAGCGAAGAAGAAUACUUACAACCAAGACCAACGUUGAACGAAGCACCUGAAACUCCCUUUAUGCCAUUCUUCAUUGGUUACAAAGGAAGCGCUGUACAACAGUCUAAAGAAGUGGACCCCGUUAAACAAGUCAAGUCCCUCGCUUCUCAGAUUGGCAAAGACUUGCAAAACCCAAGCUCAAUCCCUAAACAACAGACCCUAGAAAAGUUCAGCAUCCUGACCAGCCUGGUCCGUACCAUGAACACGAGACAGAUCGCUGAAGCUCAGCAAGGAUUAUACAAAUCUGCAUCCGAUGUUAACCCCGAUAGUGAAAGCGAUAGUAUUCGUCGCAAUAGCUGGGUUGCAUUGCGCGAUGCUGUUGCUGAAGCAGGAACAGGACCUGCCCUCAUGUCAAUCAAGGCUUGGAUUGAGACCGGAAAGGUUCAGGGUGCCGAGGCAGCUGAAGUCGUUACUACGAUCGCCAGGAGUGCUCGUACACCUACGCCAGAAUACAUGGAUGCCCUAUUCUCCUUGAUAACGAAGUCUGAAGUUCAGAAACAACAGUACCUGAAUUCGUCAGCCAUUCUUGCUUUUACCGAUCUCAUCCGCGACGCUCAAGUGAGCAACCAAUCUGCUCAUAAUCGCUACCCGGUACAUGCAUUUGGACGCUUCUCACCAAAGAGUAAUCCAGCAGCACGCGACAAAUACAUUCCAUACAUGGCGGAUCAGUUGAAGAAUGCUAUCAAAAACGGCGACAGCCCAAAGAUCCAGUUGUUCGUUCGUGCACUGGGAAACAUUGCUCACCCAAAAAUCCUUUCAGUUUUCGAACCUUAUCUUGAAGGCGAGAAGGAAGUUUCUACUUUCCAACGUCUUCAGAUGGUCGUAUCCAUGGAUAAACUAGCCAACCUUUAUCCAAAAUUGGCACGUUCCGUUUUGUACAAGAUUUAUCAGAACACUGGAGAUGCACACCAGGUCCGUUGCGCUGCUGUAUUCCAAUUGAUGAAGACGAACCCCCCAGCUGCUCUUCUUCAGCGAAUGGCUGAAUUUACUAACUUCGAUCACAGCAAGCAUGUCAAUGGCGCCGUGAAGGCCGCCAUUGAAAGUGCUGCCGAACUAGAGAAUUACGACCAAAGGGAACUCGCACAUAACGCACGUGCAGCUAAGGACUUGCUGAACUCUGAGACUUACGGAUUCCAGUAUUCUCAGAAUUACCUCAGGGACUACGCUAUUCAGGAAAUGAACCUUGCCUACAAACUAGCCGCUAGUUAUAUCGGAAGUGAAGACGGUAUCAUUCCUAGAGCUGCUUUUGCUAGCUUCAAAGCUAAUUAUGGAGGAUACAAUGCACCAGCAUCCCAGUUCAAUGCCAUGGUAUCUAGUAUCGAAGAUCUUGCUACGGUAUUUAAAGAUCAAUUCGUUCAGGAUAACGAUGAGAGCUAUGAAAGAGGAAAUGCCCGUAAAGGAAGUAGGAAGCACGGACAUGGAAAAUCAGGAAAUCAAUGGACAGCCAGCAGCAUCGCUAAAAUGCUGAACAUUGAAGCAGAAGAUGCAGAACAACUAGAAGGAAAUUUCUUCAUUAACUCGAACUCUGCCAGUCGCUUCUUCGCCUUUGAUAAUCACACCAUUGAACAAAUUCCCCAUCUCUUGAAGAAGGCUGCUCAGGCCCUGAAACAGGGUGAAAGUUUCAAUCUGACAAAAUUGCAUAGCACUGAAAUUACCCUUGGCUUCCCCACGGCAAUGGGUCUUCCAUUCGUCUACAGCUUGAAGAUGCCGUCUCUAUUGAAGAUCGGCGGUGAAGCUCAAGUUCGAUCCCAACCCGAUCUUGCCAGUGGAUCAUCUGAUGAGAUCAAUCUCCCAUCAACCGUCAAUGCAACAACUGAUAUCCAUAUCGUCUACUCGGCUCAACUUCAGGGCAGACUUGGAUUCGUCGCUCCAUUCGAACAUCAGACUUACGUUGCUGGAGUCCAGAAGAAUUUGCAAGUGAACUUGCCAAUUCGUGCACGUGUCGAUUACGACGCUGAGAACCAGAACGUUCGCGUGAAACUUCAGCCAAUCGAGCAAAACAAGAACUACAGGCUUUUGCAUUACAGUACAUUGCCUUACACUGCCAAGCACAAUAUUCUUGAGCUGAUUCCAGUCACUUCUGGCAACAAUGCACAUCUAGUCCAAAGACGCAAGCCGCAAUCGCAAGAAGUCGUUGCUGGUGCAAAGACAACCGGUGUAUCAUUCCGCCUUGAAGCUGAAGCUGAUGAAAAUCCUCUCCAGCAAUUGUACUCCUGGUCAGCCAAUAAGUUCGCACAACACGACGCCAUUUCUGCCGUUGCUUUCCCAUGGUCUCAACAGAACAUUCAUUACAAUAACUAUAAUCUCUACCUGGACCCCAGUGGAAGCACUGCCAACUCUGCUGUUAUAACAGCUUCCUGGGACACUCUAUCGGAAGAUUCUAAAGAGGGUUCAUCCAGCAAAUCUUCUCCUAAGGCUCACGCUCCACAACCUUCAAGUCAUAAACCUUCCAGUCAAAGUAGACAGAACGAACUUCUUCAGAAGGCUGCUGAAGGUAUCCAUGAUGCCGAUGCUGCCGUUCUCAAUCUAGGAGUUGAAUUCCCAGGCCACAAUAAUGCUCAGUUUGCGGUGACUGCCGCACGUGCUAGUAGCAAUGUUGAUGAUCUGCAGAGGAUUGUCUUUUACGCUUUUGCCAAGCCUGCCGAACAAGAGAAAAGAGAAUUGUGCAUUGCUGCUGAAGCUAGUGCACCCAAUGUACCGGAACUUAAUUACAAUGCUGCAUUGAAGGCUAAUCCAAAUACCGAAUUCGACGUGGACAUUCGUUUUGGCGAAGAUUGCAAAUCUGGUGCAUCUGUAAAUGUCCAAGGAAAAUUGAAGCAAAGCAGGGACCGCAAGGAAUACCUUGAAAACGAACCUCUUGCUAAGAAGUGCCAACAACAGAUGGAACGUGGCUUCCAAGCUUCCCCAGGUUGCCAGAAUAUGACCAUUCGUGCCAACAUUAUGGAUCAGGGUCGUCUUAGUCUUAAAUUCAAUGGCGUCUCGAACGAAUUGAAGAAUUUGACUAUGAAAGUUUUGAGACACGCUCAAGCUAUGGCUUUCCCAUAUGCCUAUGAGAACAUGGUUAAUCCUCAGGAACAACAGGCGAACAAAAUCGACAUUGCUUUCAACAUCGAACCCGACUUUACAAGUGCUAAUUUGUCUAUCAACGCACCUAACAUGGAUGCUAACUUUACAAAUGUGGAACUUAAUAAGUGGGUUGUCCCCAUUGUUGCUGCUCAUCCAGUGAUGUCUGUUGCUGAAAGAUUAGGACAUAAGGCUUUCGUGGGACAAUAUGCUCCUACUUGCGCUCUUGACGACAAUUACGUCAAUACAUUUGACAAUACCACAUACCCAGUGGAGCUUGGAAAUUGCUGGCACGUUGUCAUGACCUCUUACCCCAAGGAAGAUCCUGAUAAUCACAAUGGUGAACUCGAUAUUCCUGAUGAUAUGCAAGUAAGCAUCCUCAGUCGCGAAAUUGGCAGCAACCAGAAGGAAAUCAAGAUUGUUCUCGGAGAAGAUGAAGUUCAUCUGUCACCAUCUGGUUCUUCCAAAUCUUCUCGCUCUUCUGGUUCUUCCGGUUCCAGUCGUGGACAAGUAGAGGUUAAUGGAAACAGCAUCAAGUUCUCCCAACAUAACAGCUAUCAGCACAAUCAUCAGAAUGACGAUGAUAAUGAAAACGUCUUCCAAAUUUAUGAACUUCCCGACGGUUCCGUCAAGUUUACUUCAGAAAAAUAUGAUAUCGACGCAACGUACGAUGGUGCUCGCAUCUUGAUCCAGGCAUCCAACAAAUACCGCGAUUCCAUCCGUGGUCUUUGCGGUACCUUUGAUGGCGAACCAGCAACGGACUUCACUACACCACAGAACUGCGUUCUGAAGAAGCCUGAAGAAUUUACAGCAACCUACGCUCUGGUCAAUGGAGAGCAAUGCGAAGGACCAGCUCGUGAGAAUGCUGAGCGUGCUCGUCAAGCUCAUUGCUCUACGCAGGUAAUCCUGUAUGGAAACGUAGUGAGCGACCAGGAAGCAGGCCGCCCCAGGAAGGAGAACAACAAUUGGGGCAAUAGCCAUUACUGGAAUCGUAGCAACAAGGGUCAGAACAAGAAGGAACAUGGAAAGAACAGUCAUGGUUCUUCAUCCUCUAACUCAGAUCGCCAAAAUCAACGCCAUUCAGGCAAGUCCUGCCAGACUCAUCGUACCUUGGUGAUCGAAGAGGAUCAUCAGAUCUGCUUCUCCCUGAGACCAGUUCCCACUUGCGCUUCCGGUUGCCAAGCUCAUCAGGAAAAGAGAAAGAACGUCUCUUUCCACUGCGUCCCAAAUAGUGGUGCUGCUCAAAAUAUGGCUGAACGCAUCCGCAAGGGAGCCAACCCUGACUUCAGUCAAAAGUCAGUCUCUAAGAAUAUGGAAAUGACUGUGUCUCUUACCUGCCGUGCAUAAACUGAACUUAUCCUUUUAAAUGAUACCCGACGACUAUCGCUGCGUCCCAUGGAUAAAUGACUUCUUUUAAAAAAAUUGUAAAUUAAUAUUGUAGUGCUGUGACACUAUGCAAUAAAUUUCAUAGCUUCAAUGGA